AUGUCGGCGCAGGAGCAGCUUGCGCAUGAUGAGUGUCAAGAGAAGAGGGAAGGCAUCACGUUCCACAUCUACAUGCGCAACAUGUCUACUUGGGGACCAUCGGCGAAGUUGCUCCCCAAGAGGCCUUGCGAUGCGGUCAUCAUCCAGGAGACGCACAUGGACAAGACUGAGUCGAACGACGUACUGGUUGAGUCCGACAAGGCUGGCUACAAAAGCAUGGUGUGCCCAGCGGGUGCGGAGUCCAGUCGGUUUUCUGCAAAAGCUGGGGGUGUUGCCAUGGGGGUAUCGAAGAAGUGGGCCUCUUGGUCACUAAGACACCUUGCGUCCAAUAAGGAGGAUCUGCCAGGGAAAAGAGAGGGCAAUAAUAAGAGCACAGCAGAGCAGAACCAGAUCACGGGCGUCAGGUUCAAGGACAUGGUCGGCAUGCAGGUCCUCUUGAAGGGCGCCCACAUCACCAUCGUGGGCGGCUAUCUCUACAAUGGGCUGGGAGUCACUGGGGCUAAUGUGGAGAAGUUGCGGCACUUAGCAUCGCUGGUGGCAUCUCUUUCCACGCCCUGGGCUAUCUUGUGUGACUGGAAUUUCCCUCCUGAGACGCUUCGCAAGGCAGGAUGGCUCAACCUGGUACAGGGCAAUAUCUUGGUACCAGACAACGUGGAGUACACGUGCGCAGGCGGGCAGGGGACGUUGAUCGAUUACGUGGUAGCGUCAGGCCGCGCUCUGGAGCAUCUCGAUCGAGCGCAUGCUGAUACCGAGAUGGUAGGCGAAGGUGGCAAGGCGCAUUGCGGCAUUGUGCUGGACUUACUCUUAGAAGCCAAGGAGGCGGAAGGCCGAGCGCUGGCACGGAAAGUCAACGUCAGGAAGGUGGUGCCAUCGCCGCCCUUCGCUCGCACGAGGGGCGCUGGAGUGGACCGGUGGGCGCAGAUCGCCUUCUUGCUGGAAGAGUUGGAUAGGGCAUGUGCGAAGAGGGAGUCUCCGAGGAAGCUGCGCAUUCUUAACUCGGCGACCUCGGACACCAUCCGCAGGUGCAAAGAGGAGUGUGCGAAGCUGGCCAGCAGCAUGCACAGGAUGGAGUGCUACUCUCAGUACUUGGCAUUCUCUCAAUGGGCAGAG
Molecule: messenger RNA, 1110 nt
Organism: Prorocentrum cordatum
Lineage: Eukaryota; Dinophyceae; Prorocentrales; Prorocentraceae
Source: the annotation of a GenBank genome assembly